Nannospalax galili (Upper Galilee mountains blind mole rat) is the source of this 2136-nucleotide messenger RNA. RefSeq names its product amiloride-sensitive amine oxidase [copper-containing]-like. Gene Ontology annotation, cellular component: plasma membrane. NCBI's taxonomy places the organism in Eukaryota, Metazoa, Chordata, Mammalia, Rodentia, Spalacidae. The transcript has 4 exons. Gene Ontology annotation, biological process: response to antibiotic; amine metabolic process. The record is from RefSeq and is a predicted model, not a curated record. Gene Ontology annotation, molecular function: diamine oxidase activity; copper ion binding; quinone binding. Bases 1 to 2136 code for a protein of 711 amino acids.
AUGAAACUGGUGCAAAGGAUCUUGGCACUAGGCUGGGCAACUACCGUCUUAGCGUUACAGACAUGCUUAGCAGAGCAGCCUAGAUGGACCUUGAGUGGCGAGACCCAGGUGUUUGCAGACCUGAACACCUGUGAGCUAAAGAGUGUGCACAGGUUUCUGAUGAACAGGACAAAGCUGGACCUGCAGCCAUCCAAGACACUGACUUUGCACAAGAACUCCGUAUUCCUCAUCGAACUGCUGCUGCCCAGGAAGAAGGAUGUGCUGAACUUUCUGGAUAAAGAAAAAACACGUCCUGUGCGGGAAGCCCGAGUUGUCAUCUUCUUUGGGGCCCAGGAGCACCCCAAUAUCACCGAGUUUGCAGUGGGGCCCCUGCCACAGCCCACCUACAUGAGAAAACUAUCCUCCAGGCCAGAGAAACAUCACUCCUGGGCAUCCAGACCCAUGUCCAGAGUAGAGUAUGGUCUCCUACACCAGAAACUGAAGAUAGUCAUGGAGCCUUUGCGUCAGUUUACGCUUAACAUCACAGGUUAUUCCCUGCAGGACUGUAAUGGUGAGUGCCUGGUCUUCACAGAUGUGGCCCCCAAAGAUGUAGAGUCCAGAUAUCGCCAAACCUGGUUUAUCUUACAACUCAUUGUGGACUAUGAAUUCCUGCAACCCACUGGGCUGGAGAUCCUCAUAAAUCAUGAGAGUUUACACACCAAGCACUGGACCGUGGAGCAGGUCAAGUAUAACGGCAGACUCUACAAAAGCACAGAGGAGCUGGCUAAGAAAUAUGAAAAGGGAGAAGUAGACACCGUGGUCUUCAAGUACUCACUGCCCAGGAGAAACGAGGACCCACCACUCUUUUACAUGACCCCUGAGGAAGUCCCCUUCGGUGAGAACCGCUCCCAUGUGGUCCAGCCCCAAGGUACACAAUAUACUGUAAAGGGCAACACCGUGCAUUACGGAGACUGGAGCUUCUCCUACCUGCUGCGACCCUCUUCUGGGCUUCAGCUCCUCAAUGUGCGCUUUGAGUAUGAACCAGUCGCCUAUGAGGUCAGUGUGCAAGCAAUUGCGACCCUGUAUCAAGGAAAGUCACCAGCAGGCAUGUACACCAAAUUUAUGGACGUGGGCUGGGGCCUAGGGCCUGUCACUCAUGAAUUGGUCCCUGGCAUCCACUGUCCAGACACAGCCACUCUCCUGGAUGCUAUCCACUACUACGAUGAUGAUGACCCCGUACAUUACCCAAAAGCACUCUGCAUCUUUGAGAAACCCACAGGGACAUCUGCUAGGCCUAGGUUUAACGAGUUCACACGUGGCUUCAACUCACGUGCAGAUUCGGAAGGACACAUGCUGGUGCUGCGGACCAUCUCAACAGUCUACAAUUUUGAUUACAUCUGGGACUUUAUCUUCUAUUCCGAUGGCUUAUUGGAAGCCAAGAUGCAUGCCACAGGUGUUGUCCAUGCCCACUUCUACAACUCCAAGGGACAGCGCUACGCGAUUCACCUGCACGCACCCCCACAAGGCAACAUCCACAUCCACCUAGCACACUACCGUAUUGACCUGGAUGUGGCAGGCACAAAGAACAGCUUCAAGACACUGCAGCUGCAGCCCAUGCUGGAAAACAUCAUCAAUCCAGGGAGCACAAGACAGGUCCCGACCAUACUUAAGCAGAAACGACAUUCCCAUGAAAUGCAGGCUGCCUUCUGCUUAGAAAGACCUCUGCCCUACUACCUGCUCUUUGAUAGCCCCAAAAAAGACUUCUGGGGUCACAGACGCAGCUACCGCCUAGUGAUCAACUCUAAGGUUAAGCAGGCUCUACUACCAUCAUGGCAGGAGUGGGCUGUCAGUUGGACCAGGUACCCCCUGGUGGUAACCAAGUACAAGGAGUCUGAACGGCACAGUACAAGCUUCUACAACCAGAACCACCCCUGGGAUCCACCUGUGGUCUUUGAGAACUUCCUCCUUGACGAUGACAACAUUAAAGACAAGGAUUUGGUGGUCUGGGUGACAGUGAGCUUCCAGCGCAUCCCCCUUUCUAAGAAUGUCCCCAAGAAGGCCAGAUCUAAGAACCCCGUGGGUUUCUUGCUCUGGCCCUUCAACUUCUAUGGCAUCAAGAGACACCAUGCACAAAGAACACAACUGUCAAGACUUUGA